UUUUUUUUUUUUUUUUUUUACAGGGCAAGGCAAAAUGCACAGGGAGGUAUGUUCCCCAGUGAAGAACUCCAGAUUGCUCUCCUUUCCCAGCUCAUGAGUCCUGGCUUGUAGCUACAAUCGCAGCUGUUAGUUGCUGAAUGCAUGACAGAGAUGCGACAUUAAUGGUGUGUUUGUCUCCUUGCAGUGAUGAAGAUGAUGAAGGUGCUACCAUGCUCUGCUGCUCUUCUUUUCCUAGUGACUGCAUUCACUGUGGAGCCAUCUCACGGUGCCAAGGUGCUAGUCAUGCCCACCAUAGUCUUUGACAGCCACUUGCGAGUGUUCAUGCGGGUGGCAGAGGCACUGACUGACCGGGGCCAUGACCCUGUGCUGCUGCUUCAUGAGGGUCGAGAUGUGGAAACUUCCCUGCCUGGCUUCCGCAUGCAGAGGUACUGGGGUACCUUCAGCACAGAGAGUGCAGAUGCCUGGGUGCAGGAGAAGAUAAAGCGUGUCUUUCAAGGGAAGAUGACCUCUCUGGAGGUGUUUUCAUUUUUGGAGAAGUACCUGGAAAACUGUGACCUAGUACUGGGAAAUUCUACCCUUCUGCAGAAACUCCAGUGGGAGCACUUUGACCUGCUUUUGGUGGAUCCCAACGAGAUGUGUGGAUUUAUCCUGGCCCACAUCCUACAUGUCAAAUAUGCUGUGAUUUCCACAGGUUUCUGGUUCCCAGCAGAGAUUGGUGCCACCUCCCCCAUUGCCUAUGUCCCUGAAUUCAACUCCCUGAUGACAGACAGGAUGGGCUUUUUUGGUAGGACUUGGAAUCUCCUAGUCUACAUAAUCACUCGUGUGGCUACAAAACUGGUCAUCCUGCCCAAGUUUGAACGUCUCAUGGAGAAGCAUAGCGUGGAGCCCAAGACAUCCAUGUUGGAUCUUGUUCAUGGAACUAGUCUCUUCUUCCUCUGUAAUGAUGUGGUGCUGGACUUUCCCCGUCCAACGCUCCCCCAUGUCAUUUUCACAGGGGGGAUCCUCGCUGAGCCUGCAAAGCCCCUUCCAGUGGGUCUGCGUCUCUGGGUGGAAGCAGCAGAGGCAGGUGUCGUUGUUGUCUCCUUUGGCAUCGGGAUCCGAGCUCUUCCAGGCGAUUUGGUGGAGAAGAUGGCUGGUGCAUUUGCUCGCCUCCCGCAAAGGGUGGUGUGGAGAUAUUUUGGUCAGAAGCCAAGAAACCUGGGUGAGAAUACACUGAUGAUGGGGUGGCUGCCCCAGAAUGACCUGUUAGGCCACCCCAAUGUGAAAGCUUUUGUCAGCCACUGUGGGAUGAAUGGUGUAUUUGAGGCAAUUUAUCACGGUGUGCCAGUGGUGGGAUUUCCUUUCUAUGGGGACCAGUUUGACAUCAUGACCAGAGUGCAGGCGAAGGGCAUGGGUAUCCUCAUGGACUGGAGCAGAGUAAAAGAAGAGGAACUUUACCAGGCUGUCACCGCAGUCAUCUCUGAUCCCAGCUACAAAAAAGCAGCCCAGCACAUCUCAGCUCUGCACCUGGACAGACCAAUGCAUGCUCUCAACAGGACAGUGUAUUGGUUGGAGUACAUCCUUCGUCACAAUGGGGCACCCUACCUUCGCCCAGCUGUCUACGACCUCUCCCUAUAUGAGUACUUCUGCCUGGACAUACUGGCUCUUCUCUUGCUGUGUCUGGCUGUUAUUGGAUUUGUUGUCUACAAAUCUGUGGUCUGGUGCAGAAGGAAGGGGGCCAGCCCUGUGUAUCAGAAUGGCAAUUGCGUGAAAGGCCACUUCACAGAUGAGAAAAAACUGCAGUAG
Cinclus cinclus is the source of this 1785-nucleotide messenger RNA. RefSeq names its product 2-hydroxyacylsphingosine 1-beta-galactosyltransferase-like. The coding region runs from base 187 to 1785 and encodes 532 amino acids. The transcript is spliced from 5 exons. The record is from RefSeq and is a predicted model, not a curated record. Gene Ontology annotation, molecular function: UDP-glycosyltransferase activity. Lineage: Eukaryota; Metazoa; Chordata; Aves; Passeriformes; Cinclidae.